Messenger RNA from Trichoderma asperellum CBS 433.97, 654 nucleotides. It is a transcript of the gene CRP74, whose product is annotated as 60S ribosomal protein uL1. Gene Ontology annotation, molecular function: RNA binding; structural constituent of ribosome. The record is from RefSeq and is a predicted model, not a curated record. Gene Ontology annotation, biological process: maturation of LSU-rRNA; translation. Gene Ontology annotation, cellular component: cytosolic large ribosomal subunit. NCBI's taxonomy places the organism in Eukaryota, Fungi, Ascomycota, Sordariomycetes, Hypocreales, Hypocreaceae.
AUGUCUAAGAUCUCAGUCGCCAACGUCCGGACGCAAGUCGGAGAGCUCCUUGAGUACUCCAACGAGACCAAGAAGCGUAACUUCCUCGAGACCGUCGAGCUCCAGAUCGGCCUCAAGAACUAUGACCCUCAGCGUGACAAGCGUUUCUCUGGCACCAUCCGCCUGCCUUCCAUCCCCCGCCCCAACAUGGCCAUCUGCAUCCUCGGUGACCAGCACGAUCUCGAUCGUGCCAAGCACGGCGGUGUCGACGCCAUGUCCGCUGAUGACCUGAAGAAGCUUAACAAGAACAAGAAGCUCAUCAAGAAGCUUGCUCGCAAGUACGAUGCCUUCAUUGCUUCCGAUGCUCUCAUCAAGCAGAUUCCCCGUCUCCUGGGUCCUGGUCUCUCCAAGGCCGGAAAGUUCCCUACUCCCGUCUCCCACUCCGACGACCUGACUGGCAAGAUCAACGAGGUCAAGUCCACCAUCAAGUUCCAGCUCAAGAAGGUUCUCUGCAUGGGUGUCGCCGUCGGCAACGUCGGUAUGGAGCAGGAGCAGCUUGUUGGCAACAUCAUGCUUGCCAUCAACUACCUGGUCUCUCUCUUGAAGAAGGGCUGGCAGAACGUUGGAAGCCUUACCAUCAAGGCUUCCAUGUCUCCUCCCAAGCGCCUCUACUAA